AUGGGAAGGAGGCACACGGCGGAGGCAGUGGUGGUGGGGGUCGUGCUCCUUCACCCCCUGCCCCGAGCUGGCACCAACACUAACCAACCUCUGCGUGCUGGGGGGCUGCGGGUCCUGGGCCCGCUGGCGGUGACCCUGCAGGCAACCUCUUCCAAUGUUUGGACAGCAGAUACACUUACAAAAGUCAUGGCGUAUUUUCAUGCCCAGGAAGUUAUGUUUACUCUUAGCAGCCUACAGAUGUCCAUAAAAAGUUACCUGAAGAGCCUUUUAUACCAGCCUAGGCAACUACUGUCUGAAUUUCAACAGCUUGAUCAGCAGCAGUUCCAAACUGCGAUGAAGUAUCUCUUCAACUUCAGAAAGGACCAUCUUGAAAUGGGAAAUAUUAUUCUUGAUUGGGACAAAACUAAAGAGAGGAUUUUUCAAAGCCCAGGAGUAAACAGGACCUUGUUCCUUGUAACACUGGAUAAAUGCUUUCUGGCUCUGAGUGCUUUGGACUGCGUGGAUAUCCUAAGCCAGGUUUUGCGGGUGUCAGGGGUGAACUAUCUCCAACCUGAUGUCGUUGGGAGCCUCCCAAGCGUUCUGCAGGAGGAUGCCUUCAGAAACUUAUCAGCAGUAUUCAAGGACCUCUAUGACAAAACAUCAGCAAAUACACAGAGAGCACUGUAUGGCUGGAUGAAGCAGAUGCUACAAAAAUCCUAUAACACAAGUGAGUUCAAUGAAUCAACUUCUUGGGUCAGUGCGGAAAACUUAUGGAUUUUGGGAAGAUACAUGGUCCAUCUCCCAUUAGAAGAAGUUUUGAAAAUCAGUCUCAGUGAAGUAAGACUAUUCAUUAGCUACGACAACGCCACAAAGCAGUUGGACGCAGUGUAUGAUAUCACACCAGAGCUUGCACAAGCUUUCCUGGAAAGAAUAAACUUGUCAGGAUUUGAUAUGAGAAACGCCUCAACUAUCUACAGGCUGGGUUUACUGGUUUGCUUUUAUGAUGACAUGGAACAGAUGGAUUCUGCUGUGGCCCGGGCUUUACUUCAUCAAAUGAUUAAAUGCAAUCAGUUGAGGGGCUUCCAGGCUGAGGUUCAAAAGCUCAAAUCUCAACUCCUGAACAUUGCCAUGCAAAACCAGACACUUAAUGAUGUCCUUGGAUCUCUGUCAGAUGCCGUGGUUGGGCUAACUUCAAGUCAGCUGGAAUCUUUGUCACCUGAAGCGGUGCAUAAUGCGAUUGCAACAUUAAACCAAGUCUCUGGGUGGGCAAAAAGCCAAGUUAUGAUUUUAUCCAGUAAAUACCUCUCUUAUGAAAAGGUUUUAUCAUUUUAUAAUGUUAGUCAAAUGGGCGCAUUGGUAACUGGUAUAAGCACCCAGUCAUUCUACAGCAUGAACCCAAAGGAGCUUUCUCAGAUUAUUCGAGGCACGACCUCCCAAUACUUAUCUGACUUAUCACCCGCACAACAGCAAGGGAUCCUCAGGAAGAUAGCUGCAUUUGGAGAUUUUGCUUCAUCAGUCAAAGAUAUACAAGGAGCUUUCUUUAAAGAAAUAUCUCUUUCUGAUUUAUGGAAACAGACUGAAUAUAAUUCUUCAAUGAUGAAAGAAAAAGAAUUAAGAAGAAGCCAGGCUUUGUAUCUGUAUGAAUUACUGUCUAAGAAAAACUCUCCUGCUGAUCUGCUAAGCACAGGACAGCUUGUGAAAGGAGUAACUUGUCAACUCAUUGAAAGUAUGGGCACAGAUUCUUUUUUAAACAAUUUUAAAUUCUUUGAAAAGAAUCUUCAUCUGCUUUCUCCAUAUCAGGUUAAUUGUUUGGCUUGGAAGUUUUGGAAAGUUUCCAACGCAUCUAUUCCUCCCUUCCUCUUAUUGGUACUUCCGACUGAGUACCUGGAGUAUGUCUCAGGCCCUUUGUGUGUCCCUUUCAUUGAAGGUCUGGGGAAGACUGAGAUGGACCUUUUGAAUCCAAGCCUUCACAAAAAGAGUGCUGUCCUGCAGAAAGUGCAGGAGUGCUUGAAUGGCUCUGUUGCUGAUGAAUUUGAUGUUGACCUACUUGGAAAUCUAAUCUGCCACUUGCCUCCAGCCUUUCUGCAUGGCAGAAUGUCCCCAAAGGCAAUGGCCGCAGCCCUUCCUCAAUUCAAACUCUGCCGACAGCUCAGCCACCAGCAGAAGACUGAAAUUAAAUACAAGCUCUUCGAGUUGUAUGGCUCCCCAAACAACUGGACAGCUGAAACAACAUUAGAUGUUGGACUGUUCAUAGCUCUGCUGUCAAAAGGGGAAUUAAACGUCCUUGCUGAAAAGUUCCCCGAUAUGAUUUUACAAAUAGCAAAGACAAUUGGACCAAUCUCUUCAGCUGAAGAGCUUCUCUCAACUGUAUUUGAAUCUGUCUCAAAUGGCACAUCCAGCAUCGACUCCUCUCUUGCCAGACCUGAUUGCCUGGGAACCAGAGCUCCUUCUUCAGAUGAAAUUAUUAAAUUAGCAGAAGCAAAUGUCUUUUGGUCAGUUCAGGAACUGAAAUGCAUGGAUGCAGGGACCUUUGACAAAAAUGUGGAACUUCUUGGGACUGUUUCGGGUUUUAACAGCUCCCAGCUUAUUGCCUUGAAGGAAAAAGCCAAGCAGGUCUGGGGGUGGCUGCCAGGCUGGAAGAGUUACCGUGUUGUUUCCCUGGGCCGUGUUGCUCUGGCACUCACCGAAGAUGAAAUCGAAGAGCUGGAUUUGCAUUCUGUGGACACUGUUUCUGCACUCAGUCAGCAAAGAGAAUGGACUCUUACCCAGGCAAGAUCUAUUCUGCAUGGUUUUCUGGAAGACUCUGGCCAGACAAUCAGCAUGCUGAAAAGCUUUGACUUGGUUGGAUUAGGAGCUCUUCUCUGUGCUUUGAACUCCACAGAAAUCAUGUCAAUAAGGACUGCUGAAUUCAGUGCUGCUGUUGCAAGAAUUGGGCUGUUGUUCUGUAGCACCCCUGUUCUGAGGCUGUUUAAGAAGAUGACAGAGUCCGUGUUUGGUGCUGCAGCCGGCUGGAAUGGCUCUGUUUUACAGGAGAUUGGUACUAUAGCAGGUGGUUUGAAUGAGGAUGAAUUAAAAGCUUUUGAUAAAAACUUGAUGCCAUAUUUCCAGCCAAUAGCAAUAAGACAUAUACCUCCUGAAAUCUUCCAAGCAUUGUCCCCAGAGCAAAUAGCAAACCUGGGCCCUGAGAAUGCCGCCGCCGUCACCAGGUCGCAGCGCAAGCCCCUGGACGCCUGGCAGCUCCGGAGCCUGCAGCAGGCGCGGGAUGGAGCCCAGGGGAGCAGCCCAGGGAUGGAGCAGGGCACGGGCACCGUCGGGGAGCCCCUGCCAACCCCAGCCCCAGGCGGUGCUCCUGGUUUGCGUGGCUUCGGCAUUGUUGUCUGUGCUGUGCUUGCACUGCACCUCCCUUUCUGAAUCCACAACUUAACCUUGAGUGUCCUGUACCUUACAAAGGAGAUGCUAGAGAUAAAGAAUAGUAGAAUCAAGAGGCUCUAGGAUGCCUGAGUGCAAAAUGGUUAAUUGCUUAAAAGCAACACCUUCAUCUGCCAUCAUGAUGUGAAGUAUCCCUUUUCACUACUUUUACCAUUAACAAGUAACACAGGAUCCCUCCAAAUACUUCAGACUAAUUUCAAAACUGGAAAUGGCUUCUCUGUCUCAUGAGAAAAGCACCGAAGGAUGCACUGAGGUGCCAGGGAGGAGCCUAGAUGGUCCAGGGGACAUGGAGUGGUCACUUGGAGCCUGAUGUGUUGUACCCAGUGCUCCGUGCGUUGGUAAUUUGGUCACACUGUUGUAUCCAUCCAUUGGGUUUUCUUCUUACACUGAGUGUAUGUUCCUCGGACAGAGGCUCUUCUCUCUGAGGUAGUAGAAACCGUAGUACAAGUUACUGCUCUUGCAAUAAAAUAGCUUCAUCUCUGGUUGCUGGUUUAAAUCCUGCUCAGAUAAGAAGCGAUGACGUGUUCUUAUGCUGCAAGCACCUGGACAGAAUGUAGUUCCCUGUGGCUGUAUGUAUCCAACACAGGACUGUUGACACAGAAGGGAUUGGCCAUACCAUUGGUAUUUCAUGCGACAAAAUGCACCAUGGAAACCUGUGUGUGUUCAUCAUGAGAUCGUCCCUUUCGUCAGGCGGGGCCAAGGCAUACACCUGCCAGUGAUAAGGGGCUACGUACCACUGGGACUGGCAACCCAGUACUUUCCACAAGCUCUAUAAUAACUAAUUUCUCAUAGUUGUAAACCACAAAUAUUUUCAUGUGUUUUAUCAACAUAUGGCUUAUGUGUGUAAUGCUUUUCAUGCCACACCUCAGUAUUUUCAAAAAUGGAAAAAAGCAGAUAUAUUAAAAAUCCUCUGCAUAUGAACUUACA
Messenger RNA from Calidris pugnax (ruff), 4335 nucleotides. It is a transcript of the gene OTOA, whose product is annotated as otoancorin. Gene Ontology annotation, biological process: cell-matrix adhesion. NCBI's taxonomy places the organism in Eukaryota, Metazoa, Chordata, Aves, Charadriiformes, Scolopacidae. Gene Ontology annotation, cellular component: cell surface. The coding region runs from base 1 to 3390 and encodes 1129 amino acids. The record is from RefSeq and is a predicted model, not a curated record. The transcript is spliced from 27 exons.